AAUCAAUAUAUUGAUAAAGUUGGAAGAGCUUGAAUCAAGAUGGCGCACUACAAUUCUCUUUUAGCGUGUUCGUAUAGAACUACUAUAAAUGUACUCAGACACUCGGUUUUCGAUCGAAUUAUUAACUAUCAUUGCAUUAAGACUAUUCAAGGUUGCACCCUUGAUACCGGAGGCACUUCAUUACAAUCAUCCUACUCCACCAGAUCUACAACUCCGGAUACACAUGGCUUAAGUAAAACUGUUGCACAAUAUGACGACCUGACUCAACGUGGUACCCUGAGGGAGGAUGGUCAUCAAAGAGAUGUUCUCCAACAUCUGGCUCAACUGCAAGAAACCAUCAAGAGCUACAGCAAUGAAAUAUACUUGGAUGUACCAACACCAAAUGAAAACAAUUCCACUCAAUGUGAGGAAAAAGAUCAUGUCACCCCUGGAAAAAUGAAUGAAGAUCCUAUUUCCCUCAAAACGCAAGAUACUUCUCAACUAACUCCACCACCAAGGGGGCUUUACAUCCAUGGAGAUGUUGGCACUGGCAAGACUAUGCUGAUGGACAUGUUCUACUCCAACAUAGAGAACAGCCGCAAAAAGCGAGUGCACUUCAACUCCUUCAUGUUGGACAUUCACAGAAGGAUACAUCGGUGGAAACAAAGCCUGCCAAAACGAGGGCGAGGGAAAAUGUUCACCUACGACCCCAUAUCGCCGGUUGCUAUGGAUAUCAGCAAUGAAACCUGCCUCCUGUGUUUUGAUGAGUUUCAGGUGACGGACAUCGCUGAUGCCAUGAUCCUGAAGCAGCUGUUUGAGACCCUAUUCCGGAAAGGGGUGGUGGUGGUGGCCACGUCAAACAGACCCCCAAAUGAUCUGUACAAAAACGGACUUCAGAGGGACACCUUCCUGCCUUUCAUCGGCGUGCUGGAGGAUUACUGCCAGACCAUCUGCUUAGACUCCGGCACUGACUACAGGAGGCUGAGCAGUACGCCGACAGGGAGGCAGUACUACUGCACAGGGGAGGCUGAUGCGGAGGCCUUCAUGGACGCCCUGUUUGAUGAGCUGGCCUUGAGACAGAGACGCGCGAUGGGGCCACGGGUGUUGACGGUGCUGGGCAGGGAGGUGGUGCUGGAGAAGACCUGUGGCUCGCUGGCGGACUGCACCUUCCACCAGCUGUGUGGCACACCCACGGGCGCCUGCGACUACCUGGAGAUGGCCGGGCACUUUGACACGGUGUUCAUCCGGAACGUUCCUCUGCUCACCCUGGAGCUCAAGGACCAGGCCAGGCGCUUCAUCACCCUCAUCGACACCUUCUACGACCUCAAGGUGAGGGUGGUGAUCCAGGCCCAGGCCCCUCUGGAGGCUCUGUUCUCCCACUCUGGAGCCGGAGACUUCAGGGACCGACAGCUGCUGGACGACCUGGGCCUCAGCGGGGUGGCAGCCGAGCAACUGUCUCUCUUCACAGCAGAAGAGGAAAUCUUUGCCUUCAAGCGUACAGUCUCAAGACUGUUGGAGAUGCAGACAGACGCAUACUGGAAGCAGGGCGACCGCACUAAGGAAUCAAACUAAACACCAAAAGAAAACAGGGAGUCCCUCCCGAUAUCCUGCUUAUCGCUUGAGGACACUGAACCAAACCAUUAUUUUGUCUUUAUUUCAAAGUUAUCAAAGAGUCGGGCACUUGAAGGGCCGAACUUAAUAUAAAGAAGAAAUAAUACAUAUAGCAACAAUAUCAAUGUUUUAUAGGCACCGAAUACUACUUAUAAUGUCUUGGUACCAUUUGUUCCUUGGGCUUGACUAUAUUCUGGGAAACCUAUGGACACUGUCCUAACUACCUCAAUGUGUCUUAAGUUGAUCUGUGGAUUGUUGCUGAUCAGAGGGCCUCUAGUGUAUGGAAGCAUCUGUUACCCAUGAGGCAAACCGGUGCUUAAUUCAAGGAGAGACCGUCUAUGACUUCAUUGGUCUUUGAGAGUAGAGGAAUACUGCCCUCUGUUGGUGAAAGGGGGAAAAGAGAAAAACGACUGACCACGUUACACCUAAAUCCUAACCUGUUUUUAUUUUGUGUAACGUGUAUUAUUGAUCAAUUAAUAAAAUGCUUUCAAAUAAACUAA
Gadus macrocephalus (Pacific cod) is the source of this 2090-nucleotide messenger RNA. RefSeq names its product AFG1 like ATPase b (gene afg1lb). NCBI's taxonomy places the organism in Eukaryota, Metazoa, Chordata, Actinopteri, Gadiformes, Gadidae. Gene Ontology annotation, cellular component: cytoplasm; mitochondrion. Gene Ontology annotation, molecular function: ATP hydrolysis activity; ATP binding. The record is from RefSeq and is a predicted model, not a curated record. The transcript is spliced from 13 exons. The coding region runs from base 40 to 1551 and encodes 503 amino acids.